GCGCGCUGAGUCCGGACACACUUCUGACAAUCUCAGAGACACAGAGCCCAGAAAACGACACAAAACUCAGAGAAAAUGUACUCACGAUCAGACAGCGUGACCAUGACGGUCCAGCGGGAAAGCUUCGCCUUCUCCCGGAUGGCCACCCGCAGCACCGAGCCCGAGGUCUUCACCUUCGAGCGGAUACCGGCGCAGGCCACCGCCGUGCGCUCCUACGUGCCAAUCCGGCCGAAGAAGCGCUGCACCCGGGUGAUGUACCCUGCUAAAGUCCGCAUGCACCUCCCGCCGCCGGAGAAGAACCAGGCCAAGCGCUGGCUCAUCAUUUUGUGCCUGGUGGUGCUGUGGCAGAUCUACACCGAGGAGCCGUGCGCAGAGACGCCGCUGAGCAGCGCGGACAGCGCGGUCGCCGACUACCAGGGCUUCCCCUUCCAGUCUGCGGAGGAGGAGGCGCGGCAGCUGGCGGGGCUCAGCCCCGGCUCCGAGCUCCUGUCCGCCGCAACGAGCAGCUGCGAGGACGAGCACAUGAUCCCGAACACCUGCCCCAAAACCGGCCAGGACGCAGAAAGCUUCGAGCAGAGCGCCGCCGGGAAGAGCAUGGUGGCCCUGCUGGUCUACCACAGACUGGGCAGCGACAACUGAACCCCUGACCUGAACUGGUUCACCUGUAAACCGCCAGAGAGCGGGAUCCAAAACUGACCCGAGCUGGAGUUGAUCCUGAGCGGCUGCCGGAGGACAGCGGUGCGCCCCGCGACGCGCAGCCGCGCGCAGAGCUCCAAACACCGGCCUCUCGCUACCAGCAGUCCCCCCUGAGAGCCAGAGAGGAGGACAGUCUGGGAGAGAGGAGAAAAGAGGAGAAGAAAGAACUGUGAACACUUCUGAAAAACUGAAACUUGAACUAAAAACACUUGAACUGCGUGUGAUUAAUUAUUUUUCACACAAACUAACUGCACUUACAGCCUGCGGGAUGUUUUACAAGUUUAAAACGUCAAGAAAAACUUUUCCUCCUGCAGGCUGAAACUGACAAUGUCUGUUGUCUAAAUGUCUUAUUUAGUUAUUUAUUGUAUUUGCUAUUUAUUGAUUAAUAAUUUUAAUAAAAUGUCUAAAUGAA
This is a messenger RNA of Plectropomus leopardus (leopard coralgrouper), 1108 nucleotides long. RefSeq names its product immediate early response 3 (gene ier3). NCBI's taxonomy places the organism in Eukaryota, Metazoa, Chordata, Actinopteri, Perciformes, Serranidae. Gene Ontology annotation, biological process: negative regulation of apoptotic process. The record is from RefSeq and is a predicted model, not a curated record.